This is a messenger RNA of Ochlerotatus camptorhynchus, 1527 nucleotides long. RefSeq names its product facilitated trehalose transporter Tret1-like. Gene Ontology annotation, molecular function: sugar transmembrane transporter activity. Bases 65 to 1492 code for a protein of 475 amino acids. Gene Ontology annotation, biological process: transmembrane transport; carbohydrate transport. Lineage: Eukaryota; Metazoa; Arthropoda; Insecta; Diptera; Culicidae. The transcript has 2 exons. Gene Ontology annotation, cellular component: membrane. The record is from RefSeq and is a predicted model, not a curated record.
AGACCUGAGUUCCAUACAUAAAAUUCAAUUCGAAAAGGACUGGCGUUCUCGCGAAAAAUUGACCAUGGGAGUUUGGGAAAAUGUGAAAGACUUCGGGAAAUAUUCAAACCAAUAUUUGGCAGCUUUCACAGUCACCCUGCUCACAUUUUCCGUAAUUGCAUCAUACGGGUGGACCUCGCCAACGCUACCGAUCCUGCUAGCGGAUGAUUCCCCACUGCCCAUCACCCCAGAUGAGAGCUCAUGGAUCGUGUCGAUACUGGUCCUUGCGUCCAUUGCCGGGCCCAUACCGACGGCGUGGUCUAUCGACAAAUUCGGCCGCAAAUACACCAUGCUUUUCGCCGCUAUCCCAGCCAUCAUCGGAUGGAUUCUGAUCGGCGUGGCCGAAUCCGUUCCAGUCCUGUACGUUUCUCGGUUUCUCAGUGGGAUUUCGUAUGGAAUGUCAUACUCGUCGCUGCCAAUCUAUCUCGGUGAAAUCGCCUCUGAUCCUAUCCGAGGUUCCAUCGGCACGCUGCUCACCGUGAUGGCUAAGGCAGGUAUUCUCGUAGAAUACAGCAUCGGACCUUUCGUUGGCUUCCGGACUCUUGCUUGGAUUUCUCUGGCUUUCCCAACAUCCUUCUUCCUGCUGUUUAUAUGGAUGCCAGAAUCACCGUACUACCUUCUGGCGAAGAACAACGAUGAAUCGGCCCAGAAGAGCUUGAGCUGGCUUCGUAAACGCGACGAAGUUACCGACGAACUAGCCAUGAUGAAGGCAGCCGUGGAACGAUCCAAACAGAACAAAGGAACAUUCCGCGAACUGCUAACACGGGGCAACCGACGAUCGCUGAUUAUUGUUAUGGGAUUGGGAGCUCUUCAACAACUCUGCGGUAGCCAAGCUAUCAUUGCAUAUUCGCAGCAAAUCUUUGAAGAAGUUCAAAGUGGCUUACAAGCUCACGAGUCAUCGAUCAUUAUGGCAGUUAUCCAGCUGACAACAGCAGCAUGCUCGUCAUCUAUCGUAGAUAGAGUUGGCAGAAGACCACUCUUACUUCUUUCAACUGCUGGCUGCGCUAUAGGAACAUUCAUCGUGGGGCUGUACUUCUUCCUGCAACACCAAGAAGUCGAAGUUCAAAGCGUCAGUUGGAUUCCAUUGGUCGUGAUAAUGCUGUAUAUCAUUUCGUACACCAUCGGUUUGGCAACGGUGCCAUUUGCAAUUUUAGGCGAACUGUUCCCGUCCAACGUGAAAGCCAUAGCUGCUGCCAUGUAUACGAUGGUUGCAUCGUCCAUUGGCUUUGGCGUGGCAAAACUCUAUCAGGUCAUAUCCGACGAGCUUGGGACGUACGUAUCGUUCUGGAUCUUCGCGUUAUCUUCGUCGCUAUUUCUGAUUUUUGUGUUCGUGCUUGUGCCGGAAACGAAGGGCAAGUCAUUGGAUGAAAUUCUCGAACAAAUGCAUGCAGGGCAAAAUAGGAGUUUGAACUGUGGUAGCUGCUGUGGUCGAAAGAAGUCAGUUAAAUUGUAGAAGUAUUGUGAUCUGGUAGAAUACUUAAUAAAAAA